UUGAUGUUUCAUUUUCAUAUCUGAAAGAAUUCAAACAGUCGCUGUUGCUUGCACCUAACUCGAGUUUCACUCUCCUGAAUUUCAGUUAUAUUGAGUUCCUUAGGGGCAAAGAAAUGAAAAACAGUUUCUUUGUUUUUUGUCCUGUGAUCUGUAGUUACCCUAUUUUCAUAUUUCUGGAAGAUCCUACGUACAAGGACCAAAGUGAUAUCCACCAUUUGGUAAAAAGUGCAAAGAAUUGAGAACUAGCAGUCGUUUCAAAGGGGUCAAGCAGUUGAACAAACCUAUUCUUUUCAGCCGCUGUAAUGGCCAAUAAUCACUUGCAGUCAGACUCCACGCGUCUGUACUCGUGGUGGUGGGAUAGUCACAUUCCUAAAAACUCAAAAUGGAUUCAGGACAAUCUUUCAGAUAUGGAUUCCAAAGUCAAGACAAUAAUAAAGCUCAUCGAAACAGACGCAGAUUCGUUUGCAAGAAGAGCAGAAAUGUACUACAAGAAACGUCCAGAGCUCAUGAAACUAGUUGAAGAGCUAUACAGAGCUUACCGUGCUUUAGCUGAGAGGUAUGAUCACACAACAGUGCAGCUUCGUCACGCGCAUAAAGCUAUGGCUGAGGCGUUUCCUGACCAGGUUCCUUUCGACCUGAUCGAUGAUUCUGCAUCAUCUACAUCUGGACCUCCUAAAGAAGAUGGUGCAACAAGUAAAAGCAGUAGUUCAAGUCACCUAAACGAAUUGCACCAACAAACUUCUGACGCUCACCACCAAGGAGAUAGUGAAGUAGAAAGCUUGAAGAGAACAUUGCUCGAGCUUCAGACUGAAAAGGAGGCUUUGAAUCUCAGGUAUCAGCUAAGCUUGAACAAACUAUCAAGAUUCGAAAAGGAGCUCAACGAUGCUCAAAAGGAUGUUAGAGGAUUUGAUGAACGUGCUUGCAAAGCUGAGAUUGAGAUUAAAGUGCUCAAAGAAUCUCUUGCAAAGCUAGAGGUGGAGAGGGACACAGGGCUUCUUCAGUUUACUCAGUCUAUGGAGAGAAUAGCGGCAUUGGAAGCAUCUGUUUCUCAUGAGCAAGAACAAGCCAAGGGACUCAGUGACAGAACAUCUAAAGCAGAAAGAGAAGCAAGUAGUCUCAAGCAAGAGAUUUCAAGAUUGCAAUCUGAGAGAGAGGCUGGCUUGGUCCAAUACAAUAAAUGCCUUGAGCUGAUAUCUGUUUUGGAGAAGAGGAUUAGAGAUGCUGAGGAGAGUGUUGAAACGUUCAAGGACAAAUCUGAGAAAGCAGAGAAUGAAAUCAAAGCUUUGAAACAAGAAGUUGUGAAGUUAAACGAAGUGAAUGAAGACUUGAAAGUUAGAUACCAGCUGUGUCUGGAGACGAUAUCAAAUUUAGAGAGAGAGGUUUCUCAUGCUCAGGACAAUGCCAAAAGGCUUAGCAGUGAAGUUCUUGCUGGAGCUGCAAAGGUAAAGACUGUGGAGGAACAGUGUGCUCUUUUGGAGAGCUUCAAUCAAAAUCUGAAGGUAGAAGCAGAUAGUCUAGCGCAGAAGAUGUCAGCUAAAGAUCAAGAACUUGUCCAGAAGCAAAAGGAUCUUGAAAAGCUCCAAACUCUAAUGCAAGAACAAGAGUUUCGGUUUUUGGAACUCGAAACUAGUCUUAGAAAUUUGGAGAGUUUGCAUUCUCAGUCUCAAGAGGAACAGAGAGUUCUCACCAUGGAGCUCCAAAGCAAGGCUCAAAUGUUGAGAGAACUUGAGAUGAGUAAUCAUAAGUUGGAAGGUGACACUAGCUUACAGAUUCAGAGAAAUGAGAUCUCUUGUUUGAAGAAGAUGAAAGAAAAGCUUGAGGAAGAAGUUGCAAAACAGAUGAACCAGAGCAGUUCCCUUCAAGUUGAGAUACACCGCAUGAAGGCUUACAUGGACAACUUGAAUAGGAGAUACCAGCAACUAAUUGAACAAGUGAGACUCACAGGUUUUGAUCCCUCAUCACUUGUCUUCUCAGUGAAGAAACUACAAGAAGAGAACUCAAAGCUUCUCCAGUUAUGUUCCAACCAGAGAGAUGAUAAAGACACUCUAACAGGGAAGCUGUCUGAAAUGGAUAACGUUAUAAAGAGGAAUGCUGAUUUGGAGAAACUGCUUUUGAUAUCAAACACAAAACUAGACGGUUCCAAAGAGAAAGGAGAGGACCUGCAAGAAAGAUGUGAGUCUUUAAGAAGAGAGAGAUCUGAGCUUGCUGCUGAGAGAACAAACUUGUUUUCUCAGUUACAGAUCAUGACAGUGAACAUGCAGAAGCUCUUGGAGAAGAACUCUUUAUUGGAGAGAUCCCUUUCUAAUGCAAACAUUGAGCUUGAGAGUCUAAGGGACAAGUCAAAGUGCUUUGAAGAGUUGUUCACUUUGCUCAAGAGUGAUAAGUCUGAACUCAUAAAGGAGAAAGAAUCUCUUCUGUCUCAACUGCAUAAAGUUGAGGAGAAGCUAGGUGUCUUGGAGAAGAAGUUUACAGAGCUAGAAGUAAAAUACUCUGACCUACAGAACGAGAAGAAGCUCAAGAGUCUUCAAGUAGAAGAGUUACAAGUCUCGCUUUCCACUGAGAAGCAGGAGCAUGCUGAUUAUAAAAGAUCUACUGAAAGCAGAUCAGCAGAUCUUCAGAGGAACGUGAGCCUUCUUAGAGAAGAGUGCCGCUCAAGGAAAAGAGAGUAUGAGGAAGAGCUUGACAGAGUUGUAAACAAACAAGUUGAGAUCUUCAUCUUGCAAAAGCUUAUAGAAGAACUUGAGCAGAAGAACGUCUCUCUCCUUAUUGAGUGUCAGAAGCAUGAAGAAGCAUCUGAACUUUCAGAGAAACUCAUUUCUGAACUGGAGAGUGAGAAUCUUGAGCAGCAGAUGGAAGCAGAGAUCUUCUUGGAUGAGAUUGAUAGCUUGAGGAGUGCAAUCUAUCAAGUGGUGAAGGCACUUCAAGUUGAAGCAGAUUGCAAGACUUCGCAACAGAAAAAGAUUACAAAAGACCAAACAUCACUUGUUGUGGGAGAGAUUAAUGGGUUGAAGCGUUCACUUUCAAGCGCUGAAUAUGAGAUGCAGAGACUUGUGGUUGAGAACUCAGUGCUCUUGUCUCUACUUGGACAGUUUCAUUCAGAUGGUUUGAUGUUGGAAUCAGAGAAGAACAUGCUGGAAAAGGACAAGCACGAGUUGUUGGAAGCGAACCGGUCGUUGAAAUCAGAACUGAUCAGAAGAGAACAACAAGAGCAAGAGCUCAGAGCUGAAACACAAACGGAGCAUUCAAAGUUUGAGAGUUUGAACCAGUCAUACAUGGUUUUGCAACAAGAGUAUUCCUCCACACUCAACGCUAACAAAACUCUGCUUUCAGAGUUCUCACAACUUAGAAGUGGAAUGCGUAUAGCUGAGGAAGAAAACGAUGCAACUCUUCAGGAAGCUGUUGCUUUGAGUAGCAUGUGUGUGGUUUACAGGUCCUUUGGGUUUGAAAUGGCUGAAGAGGUCAAAGCUUUUGCUGAAACUGUUAGCAUUUUACGAGAAAGUAAUACAGACCUCAAGCACAAGGUUGAGACACUGGAGGAGAAGUUAAAAGGUAAAGAGGAAGAAAAUAAAGGACUUGAUAAGAAGCUGGAGAAGUUACAAGAAGGGCUUGAAGUAGACAACUUCUUAAAUGGAAUCUUGGAACAUCAGGUUCUUGAUGUAGACGAAAUCUUGGAACACAGGGAAAUGGAGAUCACAGAAGCAGAGCAUAUGCUCAAGGCUACACAAAGUGAAAACGAAGAGCUGCACAGAGAAGUUGAGGAGCUGAGGAAAGACGUUGAAGAAUCAAGAAACAUGAGGGGGGACUUGCAGAGGCAGAUCUUUGGAAUGUCAGAUCUUGCUGGGAGGCAGGAGGAAGAGAUAAGAAAACUCAACGCUUUGAAUGGGAUUUUGGAGUCAGAGAUAGAGUUGUUACACAAAGAAGUCCAAAGACAACAGCUUAGAGAAGAGUUACUUAGUCUGGAGCUGCAAGAGAAAAGCAAUGAGGUUGGACUCUGGGAUGCUAAUGCAACAUCUUUCUACUUUGAUCUUCAAAUCUCAUCUACCCGCGAAUUAUUACUUGAGAACAAAGUUAAAGAACUCAGUGGAGUAUGUGAAGAUCUCAGAGAUGAAGCUGUUGCAAAGACGAGGAAGAUGAAAGAAAGAGUUUGCUUUUUGGAGUCUCAAUUGACUGAGCUGCAGACUCAAUUGUCAGCUUAUGAUCCUGUGAUAGCAUCUUUGGCAAAAGAUGUGAAAUCUCUUGAGAAAAGUAGUCAGGCUUUAACGACAAGUCCUGCACUAGCCUAUCAACAAAGAGAGGAAGAAUCUGUUUGUGAAGAGUUUGAAGAAAGUGGAAGCAUCACCACUCCAGGAAAUGGAACUGUGAUUAAAAUGAAACCAAGGCUUUUAAGGCAAAGAACAAGAAAUGCCUCCUACAGAAGCAGAAGCCGCAGGAAGAUUGAAGAGAUACAAUGUGAGGAAAGGGUCACUGGUGAAUCUAGCCGACCAAGAUGGAAGCCUGAGAUGAGAGAAGUGAAAAAUGAGUUAUUAAGUAGUGGUGGUGGUUCCAAUGGCCUAAGCCGGAAUCCCUCUAUAGAAUCUGAGAAAGUGGUUGGAGUCGUUGACAAGCAAGAGCUAUCUAGAAACAUAGAAGACAAGGCAAAGAUCAUGGAGAGACUGUUGUCUGACUCAAGAAGACUGCUAAGUCUCCGGAUUAGCCUAACGGAUUUAAAAAGCAAGCUGGAGAUGAACGGGAAACAAGGCAGAGUCAGCAAAGCUGAUAUAGUUAUAGUGAAGAGACAGCUGAAAGAGAUGGAAGAAGCUGUCUUGCAGAUGACAAACACAAACGAGAUUCUCUCAAAGGAAGCCGAGGAGACUUCCGGAGAUUCCAGAGAUAUAUACAGAAAAGUUGUUAUGGAGAAGUCAAGAAACGGGUCUGAGAAGAUUGAGCAGUUGCAGAGCAAAUUGCAGAGCAUUGAGAAAGCGGUUCUGAAGCUUGAAGAUGGAGCUACAAGCAAACGAAGCAGGACAAUGAUUCUCUUCAGAGACAUUAUCCACAAGGGCGGGAAAAGAAGUGCAAGACAGAAGAAAAACCGGUUCUGCGGGUUUAUAAGAUCUUCUCCUAAAGAAGAGCAGGAUGGUUUAUAAGUAAUAAUAUAUGAUUGAGCUGACUAUAGUAGUACUAUUAUGGUAUGAUUUUUGAAAUAAUGGAGCGGUUUGCCUAAGAUAUAUAUUGUAAAAUAAAGCUAGUUCAGAGGACAAAGAAGCAUAUAUAUAUAUUACAAGAAAUGUUUGUGGAGAA
This is a messenger RNA of Raphanus sativus (radish), 5277 nucleotides long. RefSeq names its product protein NETWORKED 1B. The coding region runs from base 303 to 5123 and encodes 1606 amino acids. The record is from RefSeq and is a predicted model, not a curated record. NCBI's taxonomy places the organism in Eukaryota, Viridiplantae, Streptophyta, Magnoliopsida, Brassicales, Brassicaceae. Gene Ontology annotation, molecular function: actin filament binding. Gene Ontology annotation, cellular component: plasma membrane. Gene Ontology annotation, biological process: DNA integration. The transcript is spliced from 5 exons.